GCGGCCUACCUGGGGGCUGGGCGUGGCCGCGAGCUGCUCGGCUUCUGCGUGCUGUUCCUGAGCAUGGCUCCGCGCUUCUGGUCCUGGUGUCACCGGUCGGCGUGGCCUCGGAUCCGACCGCCUCUCGCCAGUAACAACACCCCGACCCUACGUUUCUACCAGCAGUUCUCCACGCAGGAGAAGACCCCCCAGAUCUGUGUGGUGGGCAGCGGCCCAGCUGGUUUCUAUACAGCCCAACACCUGCUAAAGCACCACCCCCAGGCCCGCGUGGACAUCUACGAGAAGCAGCCGGUGCCCUUUGGCCUCGUGCGCUUUGGCGUGGCCCCCGACCACCCCGAGGUGAAGAACGUCAUCCACACGUUCACCCAGACGGCCCGCUCUGACCGCUGCGCCUUCUGGGGCAACGUGGUCAUCGGCAAGGACGUGACGGUGCCCGAGUUACGGGAGGCCUACCACGCCGUGGUGCUGAGCUAUGGGGCGGAGGACCACCGGGCCCUGGGAAUCCCCGGUGAAGAGCUGCCGGGCGUGCUGUCCGCCCGGGCCUUCGUGGGCUGGUACAACGGGCUUCCUGAGAACCGGGAGCUGGUGCCGGACCUGAGCUGUGACACAGCUGUGAUUCUGGGGCAGGGGAAUGUGGCUCUGGACGUAGCCCGGAUCCUGCUGACCCCACCGGAGCACCUGGAGAAAACGGACAUCACGGAGGCUGCCUUGGGGGUGCUGAGGCAGAGUCAGGUGAAGACCGUGUGGAUAGUGGGCCGGCGAGGACCCCUACAAGUGGCCUUCACCAUCAAGGAGCUUCGGGAGAUGAUCCAGUUACCAGGAACCCGGCCCCUUCUGGAUCCCAAGGAUUUCUCGGGCCUCGGGGGCAGCGUGAAGGAGGUCCCGCGGCCCAGGAGGCGGCUGACGGAACUGCUCCUGCGCACGGCCACGGAGGAGCCGCGGGAGGGGGAGGCCGCCCGCCACGCUCGGGCCCCCCGGGCCUGGGGACUCCGCUUUUUCCGAAGCCCCCAGCGGGUGCUUCCUUCUCCAGACGGGCGACGGGCAGCAGGCAUCCGCUUGGCCAUCACCAGACUGGAAGAGGGUGGGGAGGCCGCCCGGGCAGUACCCACAGGAGACACGGAGGACCUCCCUUGUGGGCUCGUGCUGAGCAGCGUGGGCUAUAAGAGCCGCCCCAUCGACCCCAGUGUGCCCUUCGAUCCUACACUUGGCAUCAUCCCCAACACAGAGGGCCGGGUUGUGGAUGUGCCAGGCCUCUACUGCAGCGGCUGGGUGAAGAGGGGACCCACGGGCGUCAUUGCCACCACCAUGACUGACAGCUUCCUCACCAGCCAGCAGCUGCUGCAGGACCUGAAGGCCGGGCUGCUGCCCUCUGACCCCCGGCCGGGCUGGGCGGCCAUCCAGGCCCUGCUCAGGAGCCGAGGAGUCCGGCCAGUCUCCUUCUCAGACUGGGAGAAGCUGGAUGCCGAGGAGGUGUCCCGAGGCCAGAGCGCCGGGAAGCCAAGAGAGAAGCUGGUGGAUCCACGGGAGAUGUUGCGGCUGUUGGGACACUGAUCCUGGAUCCCGACCAGGUGGAUGGGACACUGAGCCUGGAUCCCAGCCAGGUCAAGGAAAGGAGAGGGGCUGGGGCCAGUGUGAGCCCCAUUCUACACCCCAGCCACUGCACUGCCGGCGGGGCCUGGGAUCGUGGCUGCUACGCUUUCCCAGGGGCUUCUGAGCAGGCGCUCCACAAGGUAGCCUCUGCCUCCAGAUGGAGCCUGGAGUGGAA
Messenger RNA from Perognathus longimembris pacificus (Pacific pocket mouse), 1765 nucleotides. RefSeq names its product ferredoxin reductase (gene Fdxr). Gene Ontology annotation, biological process: ubiquinone biosynthetic process. Gene Ontology annotation, cellular component: mitochondrion. Lineage: Eukaryota; Metazoa; Chordata; Mammalia; Rodentia; Heteromyidae. Bases 64 to 1551 code for a protein of 495 amino acids. The transcript is spliced from 12 exons. The record is from RefSeq and is a predicted model, not a curated record.